AUGACCAUCCGAAUCCCCAGCGGAGAAGAGGCAGAUUACACCCUCCACCUCCCUCGCAUCCUCUGCCUCCACGGCGGCGGCACCAAUGCGCGCAUCUUCCGCAUGCAGUGCCGUGUCCUUGAACGGUUCCUUCGGUCCACCUUUCGCUUCGUCUAUGCCGAGGCACCCUUUGCUGCCCAGCCCGGCUCAGACGUAACAUCCGUCUACAAGGACCAUGGCCCCUUCAAGGCCUGGCUGCGUUGCACGGCAGCAGAUCCGGACCGGUCCGCUCAGGAGGUCGUCAAGAAGAUCAACCUCUCCAUCGCCACGGCCAUGUACGACGACGAUAUGCGCGGCGCUACGGGGGAGUGGAUAGCGCUACUUGGUUUCAGUCAGGGCGCCAAAGUCGCAGCAAGCAUCUUAUACGCGCAACAGACGAUCCAGCAGCGGCUAGGUGAGAGAGCGGCGACCCGGCCGCGUUUCCGGUUCGCGGUAUUGAUGGCCGGGAGAGGGCCAUUGGUGUGGCUACUGCCAGAAACGAGUAGUGGUCCUGGUUCUAUCCCCAUGGGCCUCGUCGAUGCGGCUAGUCCGUCCAUGCUGGAUAGUGAGCCCGAGUUACCAACCGAUAGCACAGAACAUAUGCUCCGACUGCCGACAUUACAUGUCCAUGGAUUGCGGGACCCAGGGUUGAGCUUGCACCGUAGGCUACUGCGUAGCUAUUGUCAGUCAGAUUCAGUGUCAUUAGUCGAGUGGGAAGGUGAGCAUCGUGUGCCACUCAAGACCAAGGAUGUCACAGCUGUGGUGGACCAGAUCUACGCCUUGGCGCGCGACACCGGUGUCUUGGAUUCUUGGUGUUGA
This is a messenger RNA of Aspergillus nidulans FGSC A4, 837 nucleotides long. Its product is annotated as protein dbaE. The record is from RefSeq and is a predicted model, not a curated record. Bases 1 to 837 code for a protein of 278 amino acids. The transcript has a single exon. NCBI's taxonomy places the organism in Eukaryota, Fungi, Ascomycota, Eurotiomycetes, Eurotiales, Aspergillaceae.